AUGCACAAAAGGACUGGCCACUUCGGUCAGACUGCUCAAACAGCGCGUCUGAAUUUGGCUUGCGUCCGGAAGUGCGUCGUCGUAGGCGAAGAACGGCCCCGAGUCCAUAUAUUUACGAGCUUUUCUAAACUGUUUUCUAGCCUGGGUUUGUCACCUAGGGCCGGCUCCACUAGCUUUGGAUGUCGCAUCAACGUCGCCUAUUUCUGUCGAUCUGUUUACAGGGAGCAUCGAGCAGUGAUCCAUCGACUGUUUACGCCAAUUUGAGGGCUUUACGUAACGGCAGAGUGACAGUAGUGGAACGCGGAGCACCUCACAGUCUGUGUUUGACUGAAGCGGGCAAAUUGCUACCCGGUGUGAAAGUCAUCAUCGACAAUCCGGCCACGAAAGGCCAGUGCUGCGAUACUCACCUGGGUAAAAAUAUGGGUCCACGCUCCUCACAACGCCUCCGGUUAUUUCGCUCUUUACGGAGACUACUCAUUAACAUUCAUUAG
Daphnia carinata is the source of this 491-nucleotide messenger RNA. Its product is annotated as disco-interacting protein 2 homolog C-like. The coding region runs from base 180 to 491 and encodes 103 amino acids. The record is from RefSeq and is a predicted model, not a curated record. NCBI's taxonomy places the organism in Eukaryota, Metazoa, Arthropoda, Branchiopoda, Diplostraca, Daphniidae. The transcript is spliced from 2 exons.